AUGGCGUCCGGAGCGUCUUGGGAGGGUUUCUUGGAGGAAGCCACCUGCUCCAUUUGCCUGGACUAUUUCCAGGACCCCGUGCUCAUCCAGGAGUGCGGCCACAACUUCUGCCGGGGCUGCCUGACCCGCAGUUGGGGGACGUCGGAAUCGGAGGCUUCCUGCCCCCAGUGCAGACAGACCUUCGCGCCCCGCAGCGUCCUCCCCAACCGGCAGCUGGCGCGGCUGGUGGAAGAAACCAGGCGAUGCGGAGGCCCUUGGGGCGAGGAAGGGGGGAGCUUCUGCCCGAAGCACCGGGAGCCCCUCAAGCUCUUUUGUAAGGACCACGAGACCCUCAUCUGCUUGAUCUGCGACCGAUCCAAAGAGCACGAGGGCCACUCGGUGAUCCCUGCGGAGGAGGCUGUCCAGGAAUACCAGAUUAAGGUUGAAGAUUGCCUGAAGCCUCAGAAGGAGCAGAAAGAAAAAAUAGCUCCUUACAAAAGAGACACAGAGCAAACAGUGCAGGAGAUGCUUGAUCUCAUUGAAAAAGUGAAAAAAAAUGUAGUGGCUGAAUUCAGAGAGAUACACCUCUGGUUAGAAGGACAGGAGAAGCUUCUGCUAGCUAGAAUGGAAGAGACGGAGGAGGAUAUUAUGGCAAGAAAGGAGAAGGGUUUGGCCAAGCACAGGAGGAACUGAGCUCUCUUGACCAUC
Molecule: messenger RNA, 687 nt
Organism: Notechis scutatus (mainland tiger snake)
Lineage: Eukaryota; Metazoa; Chordata; Lepidosauria; Squamata; Elapidae
Source: RefSeq, a predicted model, not a curated record